GCACUCGAUCCGGAUGAUCUCAACCUCUACCCAAUGCACAUCACCAACCUCAAUAUCUCAUCUCACGCACUUGCAUCCGCAAUCGAAGACGCCGCCGCCGCAAAUGCAUCAUACACACGAUAGGAACCACUCGAAGUAAACAUCUGGCACAGCGGGCUCAAGAUCUUCAACCCAGCUUUUGUUAAUACAGAAUGUAUCGUUGGCACAGAGGUGUAUGUCUGUCAUCGAUUUUUUUUGUGGUACUUUUCAUUUCAAGCGUCCAACGUCUCCCAGAAGUGAUUCUUGCUGACCUCGCCCUCACGUUUCGCAUUUCGGUCACGGGACCUGCGGUUGUGUACGCACGCGUCAAGAUCUUGAACGUGUACGUGACGAUCCCGUCGUACAGCUUCAACGCGCGUUUCCACCCUCCUGGCUUGACGAACACCGCCACUGGCUUCCCCGAUUUUACGAAAUGCACAGACAGGAUGUUCAGGUACCACGACCACAAAUUUGAAUGACAGUCGAGGAGUUCCAGUAGUGGUGUGCUGGCAUUGAGCAGGAAUGGGCAUAUGACGUGGAUACGACGAUUAUUGGCUGUGCACAGGAGAAAGAUAAGUGGAGCGGAGAUGAAGAGCUAGGCGGUGCGAGCCAGGUUGCUGUAUUUAAGCGUCUUGAAGGCGAGGCUUGGACUACGACGCGCGAAGAAAAGAGUACCCAGAUGAAAGAAAGGUCAAAAAGCCAAAAGGAGCAUCGUCUAUUGAAAACACACCGCUACGAUGCGCUCACUUGCCUUGAGCUUUAAGUGUCGCUUAUAUUUUUACUCUCAUGCCCAGUUA
Molecule: messenger RNA, 815 nt
Organism: Suillus bovinus
Lineage: Eukaryota; Fungi; Basidiomycota; Agaricomycetes; Boletales; Suillaceae
Exons: 2
Source: RefSeq, a predicted model, not a curated record